AGCAGCAGCUCAGUCUGUGCUUGUGACGUUUCGUCUGCGACCUACUGACAGCCACAAGCCUUCAAACAUUAGGAAGACUGUGGAGAAGCAAAGUCGAAGCUCCCCGCAGGUUUCAGUCAGCGUUGGUCUGAGUUCUGGAAAAGAGAUUAGAUUGACUGAGGAGGGCGUGACAAGCGCGCAGGCAAACUGCACCCGCGAGGAGAGGAAGAGCAGGCGAUGCACCAGCCAAAGCCAGAGGUCAAGAAAAAAAGCGAAAGGGUGGUGAAAAGGUAGAGACGAGGAGGGGUCAUUUUUGAUCAGGCAAACAAAGACGAAAUAGCAGCAUCUCUUCGUUGUUGUGUGGGAACUCGUGCGAGGACGAUGUAAAGACGAGCAGAAGGGAGGAACCUGCACGAAAGGCAAGAAAAUGGUUUCAGAGAUGGUGUGCAGGAGGAGCUGCAGGCAGACUGACCAGGAGAAGCCACACAGGGAGGCUGCCAGCCGCAGGAGGCACGGAUGGUCCAAGAGCUGCAGGGGGCGCUCGCAGGGGCGUAGGACAGGAGGGGCUGGGUGGACCAAAGGAAGGAGCCACCACUACCACCAACACCAUCAUCAUCAUCAUCAUCACCACCCCCUCCAGAGACAGGUGAUGUCACUGCGGCCUGUUAAUGUCAAAGGAAACAGAGCAAGAGGAAUGCGAGCCCCCAAGAACACCAAUCAGUUCCUGAUGCACGAAAAGUACCAGAUGCUACACAUGAGGUCCGACUCGGUGGGCAGCGACAGCUCCAUCAGCUCCGACAGCGACUCGGAGCUCACUGACAUGGACUCGUAUUUGGGUAUCCUUGAGAAUGCAAGAGGAGCCCUUCUGGACACUCUUGAUCCAAACGGCUCAACAGCGCCACCCGGGCAAGUCCUCGUUCUGGACCACCUGCAGCUUCACGAGGACAGCAUGCAGUACUUCCCAUCAGAGGACGACCUGAUGCAGAGCCAGAACUUCAUGCAGAGGGACUUCAUCCAGUUCUGUGACAUCCUGACACCCUGAAGGGAAACUUCACUUCUUCUCAUCAGACUUGUCAGGUGACAGAAAAUGUUUCACAGGACAUACUGCCAACGAUUGCUUUUGUCAAGCGAACAACACAAGAAACUGUGAGGCUCCUUUCUUUUGUGCGUGUGACUGGUAUGAGUUCAACUCAGCACGGUGUGCUUUUCCGUUUAUACUGUUGCAAACAAAGAAAGGGCUGGUUAGUGGGAGUGAGUACAGUUGUCCAAUAAGCACUGAGCUGGAUAGUACUUUGAAUACUAUUAGUCAACUCAAGCUGUCAGUUGCUGAACGGCUUUUUUUUUUUUCAAAAAUAAAAAGAUGAAUUGUAAAAUACUUGUGUGUUUUGC
Messenger RNA from Synchiropus splendidus (mandarinfish), 1368 nucleotides. RefSeq names its product myotubularin-related protein DDB_G0290005. The record is from RefSeq and is a predicted model, not a curated record. NCBI's taxonomy places the organism in Eukaryota, Metazoa, Chordata, Actinopteri, Syngnathiformes, Callionymidae. Bases 407 to 1021 code for a protein of 204 amino acids. The transcript has a single exon.